UCCCUCACCUCCAUUCACCCCCUCGUUUGUGUUGCAGCCUAAUCACCAAACGUAUCGCGCUUCUGAACCCGCUCCUCUUCUGCAACCGUCUCUUUUGCAAUAGAGCAUCAGCCAAUUCAGCUCGUCGAUUCGUCGCAGCCAAACAAUCAGCAGAGAUGAGACCCUUUCUUCCGAUGGCAUUCCGCCUCAGAAAUCUUGCACACUCACAAAUAUGCCUGCAGGUCAGCAUUUCCCAGACAGCAAUGGCGGCCUGGCAAAGAUCCAGUCGGGCUCUGUUGGGAUCUGAGCAAACACGGCCUCCUUUUGCUCCGGGUGCAGCGCUAGUCUCGGCUCAAGCGCACGGCAUCGAGCUUGCGCCCGAGUCGAACACUUCAGAGGCGACGUGGUGGGAUGGGCUUUUGAAAGCGGUGCCGAAGAAGAAAGUGAGCCAUAGUCGCAAAGCUAUGCGGAGCGCCAACAAGGGUCUCAAAGACAGAACAGACUUCGUGCACUGCCCCGCUUGCGGCACUCCCAAGCUAGCGCAUCACAUUUGCAAAUCUUGCUACUCUGACAUUGCGAGGGAACAGAAAGCUGCCAAGCGUGCUGAAGCGGCAGCGCAGCCGGAAGUGAGGUGACGUGAAACGAUUCUUGCAAGCGCCUCGGUCACUCGGGAAGAAGCUGCCGGGUGGUAGGAGCUGUUGCAUCCCACAAGAGGUUUCGAAAUUGAGGGGCAUAUGCACUUCAAGCGGCGCGAUUGUCACCGUCUACGACUCACACACUACUCCCAGCAAUGAUAUUCGGUCAUGUCAAAGCAAGC
Molecule: messenger RNA, 796 nt
Organism: Ceraceosorus guamensis
Lineage: Eukaryota; Fungi; Basidiomycota; Exobasidiomycetes; Ceraceosorales; Ceraceosoraceae
Exons: 2
Coding region: 243-614 (123 amino acids)
Biological process (GO): translation
Cellular component (GO): mitochondrial large ribosomal subunit
Molecular function (GO): structural constituent of ribosome
Source: RefSeq, a predicted model, not a curated record